Messenger RNA from Penicillium angulare, 1401 nucleotides. RefSeq lists its product as uncharacterized. The record is from RefSeq and is a predicted model, not a curated record. The transcript has a single exon. NCBI's taxonomy places the organism in Eukaryota, Fungi, Ascomycota, Eurotiomycetes, Eurotiales, Aspergillaceae. Bases 1 to 1401 code for a protein of 466 amino acids.
AUGUUUGGUUUCUCGAAAUGGGCCAUUGCCCUCGCCGCUUCAGCGGGUAUCAUGCUGGCUGUUGCAACUGAGGUCCACCCAGGAGGUCCCAGAGACGUUAAAAUCGGCCCCAACAACACCAUCGUCAGUCCUCCUCACUAUAAAGGUGGUCCUCAGAGCGCCAAGCACUCACCCAACGCCGAUGCUUCCCUGGAGUUUGUCAUCUCCAGCAACAUUGCUGGCACCAUCAACUCCUAUGUGACUGCUCUGGAUCCCAACGGUGCCCCCGUCAUGCUGCAGCCUGGCGGUACAUGGUUUUACCCAACCAACCCAAACACGGCUGUUCCACUGGCAAUUGAUGGCGCAACCGUCACUAUCCCACUGAAUAGCCAGGGCCAAACCACGACUUACAGUCUUCCUGGAUAUUGCUCCUCUGGCCGGGUUUGGUUCGCCGUUGGUGAACUCGAUUUCUUCACUGUCAGUGCACCCAAUGGAUCUUUCGCCAUCGUGCAGCCUUCUCAGACGAAUACUCAAGACCCAAGUGCUGGUAUUAACUGGGGAUUUAUUGAACUUACCUACACCGAGAAAGACGGUCUCUACGCCGACGUCAGCUACGUCGACUUCGUGGGCCUUCCUCUUGGUAUGACUCUGACGUUAACCGACGGUACUACUCAAGAAACUCUUGGUCUCAGUUCCGAUGCCGUCACCAGUGUUUGCAGUGACCUACAAGCCCAGGCUGCCUCGGAUGGAAUGCCGUGGGACCAGCUCUGUCAGACAAUAAACGGCACCGUUAUGCGUGUUCUUGCCCCAUACGACUUUGUUGCGAGUGGCGGUGCCGGUUUCGAUGACUACUACAACGACUAUGUUGAUAAGGUUUACAGUAGCUUCACCAGCACGAGCCCCUUGACUAUCGAUACCCAGGGAGCUGCUGGCAACCUGACCUGCACUGGCGAUGGCACAACUCUCACCUGUGAGAAUGAUGAGAUUCCAUACCAGAAGCCUACUAUUGGUGAUAUUUUUGGUUGCAACUCCGGUCCCUUUGCCAACACCGGUAGUGACACUCACAAGGCAAACCUCGCUCGCCUUUGUGCUGCCUUCAACCGAGGUAGCUUCUUCGUUGAUGGUGGCAACGUUCAACCCGGCCCCAGCUCCGCCGAGUACUAUACUACCUCUCCUGCCAACUUCUACUCGGCCAUUGUUCAUAAGUACGAGGUCGAUGGUAAAGGGUACGCAUUCCCGUAUGACGAUGUCAACCCAGCGGAUGAGAAUGCUUCUGGUACUGUUGCUGCUGCCAAUCCUUUAAGUCUCGCUGUGACUGUUGGUGGCCCUAGUACCAACGCUCCCUCUCGCCGAGUUAGCCGUUUCCACAGACACAGUCGCCGCCAUGGUAGCAUCCUUGUCGACAAGUAUAACUUGAAAUAA